AUGAAAGCGCCUACAGGAGACCAAGCGUACACGCUCGUAUCGCUCGUCAAUAGAGAAGACGCGCCGGUGCAGCUCUCCCCUUUUGUCUGGAAGACGAUUAUCGAGCUGAGAUACCUAGGAGUCAACUACAAGGAAGACCCGAGGACAUUCGAUGGGAUUCGGACGGACCUGGCCAAGGAGCUGGGGGACGAAAAGAUCCUGGUACCCGUACUGAAAGAUGCGGAGGGGGAAUGGCUCAAAGACUCGUUCGAAAUUGCGCUCUACCUGGACCGGACGCACGCCCUGCCCAAGGGCAAAUCCCUCUUCCUGCACGGUGUAGGCGGGAGGGAGUUCUGCCGCUUUGUCAACUUCUGGGCAGACACUGUACUCGCUCCUGACCUCGGCGCUAUUGUUAGGCCAAGGACCUGCGCAAGUAUACCCCCCGACUCGGCAUCCUACGACUACUUUGCCCGUUCCCGCUUCUCCAACGCCGACGGCGCCUCCAAGGCCCUUGCAGACUCACACGACCCCGAGAUCUCGUCUGCACGCUUCGCGUCCGCUCGCAAGUCUUUGGGUCUCAUCAACAAUAUGCUGAAAUACCAAGCGAGCCAAGGCAAGAAGUUUAUCGGCGGCGACUUUUCGCAUGCGGACGCAGCGGUGUUUGGGUGGUAUAUGUGGAGCACGCAGUUCGCGCCCGAAUCCAGGGAGAAGGUGUGGGAGACGGAGGAGGCGGGCGGGGAGGCGGUCAAGACUUGGGUGGGCGAGAUGAAGGGGUUGCCGGGGUGGCAGGAGGGCGAGUUUGAGCAUAUCGAGGCGGCGCAGAAGUGA
Messenger RNA from Dioszegia hungarica, 807 nucleotides. RefSeq lists its product as uncharacterized. The coding region runs from base 1 to 807 and encodes 268 amino acids. The record is from RefSeq and is a predicted model, not a curated record. Lineage: Eukaryota; Fungi; Basidiomycota; Tremellomycetes; Tremellales; Bulleribasidiaceae. The transcript is spliced from 4 exons.